Messenger RNA from Tremella mesenterica DSM 1558, 2013 nucleotides. RefSeq lists its product as uncharacterized. The coding region runs from base 58 to 1902 and encodes 614 amino acids. The transcript is spliced from 13 exons. NCBI's taxonomy places the organism in Eukaryota, Fungi, Basidiomycota, Tremellomycetes, Tremellales, Tremellaceae. Gene Ontology annotation, molecular function: carboxy-lyase activity; thiamine pyrophosphate binding; magnesium ion binding. The record is from RefSeq and is a predicted model, not a curated record.
UAUCAAUCUCGUUCGCUAGAGCAGAAACGCACAAGAUCCCUCAGAACAUCUAACAUCAUGUCUGAGAUUGAAUUUGCUGUCUUUGUUACUGAGCGUCUCAAGCAGUGUGGGGUCAAGUCCAUCUUUGGACUUCCUGGUGAUUACAACCUCGAACUACUCGACUACAUCGAAAAAGACCCCGAGCUCGAGUGGGUGGGCAAUGCCAACGAGCUUAACGCUUCCUAUGCUGCCGACGGAUAUGCCAGAGUCAAGGGUACCCUUGCAGUCAUCAUCACCACUUUUGGUGUUGGUGAACUAAGUGCUUUGUGUGGAAUCGCAGGUUGUUUGGCCGAACGAGUCCCGGUUCUUCAUAUCGUCGGAGCACCUUCUACCAAAUUGCAAACUUCCAACUCUUUGUUACACCACACCCUCAACCUUCCUUCGACUUUUGACACUUUCUCCACCAUGUCUGCCCCACUGUCUACCUCGCAGGCCCUUCUCAAUCACAUCCCACCCAGCACGCCUACCACUUGGACAGAGGCCUUCGACAAGGUACUCAGGGAUGUGUUGGAACAGUGCAGGCCGGGUUAUGUCGAAAUCCCCACGGAUGCUAUUCAUCGUAAAGUCUCCGCGGAAGCCUUGAAGGUACCUCUGCCCUUCCCUCAUUCCGCCCCGCCUCCCGAGAGCACAGGUGCCAGCCUACCCGUCCUUCGUCCCAGGGCGAACACACUCUCUUCUUUGGCCAUCGACACUAAAACUGCUCCGCCUUCUGACGACGUGACAACCUUCGUCGUCGACGAAAUUACCAAGAUGUAUGCUCAAGCCAAAAAGCCCAUCGUGUUGGUGGACGCUUGUUGCGGAAGAUUCGGCAUGGCAGGCGAAGUACGAAAACUGGUCGAAGCGACCGGUCUGAGAUUCUUCAGCACCCCUAUGGGCAAAGGUUUCCUUGAUGAACGUCACCCGUUAUUUGGCGGGUGCUACGCCGGUGCCAACUCCCCCGACGCAGUCAGGAAAAAUGUCGAAGAAGCAGACUUCGCCCUUUACGUGGGAGCUAUAAAAAGUGAUUUCAACUCUGGAUCGUUCUCGGUGAACAUCGAUCCCAAAAUCAUCGUCGAGCUACAUUCCUUCACAACCAAUGUCGGAUACGCUUCUUAUCCCACAACAGACAUUCGACACAUCCUGCCUCUGUUGGUACCGGCUUUCGCCCGCGUGGCAGCAGCAAAACCCAAGGACGUCCAAAGUGACUCAUUGGUGCAGAAGCAGGCGGAGGGCAUCGUUGAUGAGCUCAUCUCGGAACCUGUGGGGACUGAAAUCAAGCAUGCUUGGCUCUGGCCGAGGGUGGGUGCCUGGUUCCAAGACCGCGACAUCAUCAUUACCGAGACAGGUACAUCUGCGUUUGGUAUCACCAACGUACCACUCCCAUCGCAUUCAAUCUUCGUAGCCCAGAUUUUGUGGGGUGCCAUUGGUUGGUCGGUUGGUGCAUGUCUCGGUGCUGCGUUAGCCGCUGUCGAAGAACCAACCCCUCGUCGAGUCGCCUUGUUCGUCGGCGAUGGAAGUCUUCAGCUUACGCUGCAAGAAGUGGGGACGAUGUUACGCCGAGGGGUGCACCCGUACAUAUUCGUAUUGAACAACGACGGGUACGAAAUUGAACGUCAAAUCCAUGGCUGGACUGCGGAAUACAACAACAUUCAGUUGUACGAUCACCAGCUUCUUCUACCCUUCUUAGCGGGGAAGAAAUGCAAGACGCCGUACGAGAGUCUCGUAGUUCGCACGCCGGUAGAGUUGGACGCUUUGCUCAAAGACGAGGCGUUCAACGUGCCUGACAAGCUUAGAUUGAUUGAAGUGUACAUGCCUAGAGGAGAUGCGCCGGCUGGUCUGGUCAAACAAGCAAAGUUGACGGCUGAAGCCAAUGCUAGGGCAUGAUCAAGCGACUAGCUAUGGUACACACUCGUAGUCACUCGUAUAGAACUGCAUGAGUGCAUUAGCAAAAGAAUUGAAGUGAAAUAUGCCACAAUGCCACAUCUGUCCAAAACG